AUGCAAAGUGAAAAAGUUUGGAAUGCAGUUGAAUUUGGUUGGUCUCCACCUAAGGUGUUGGAUAGAGAAGGAAGACCAACUAAUGUUAUCAAGCCUAAGUUGGAAUGGGAUAGAGGUGACAAUGAAGCUAGUGAGAACAAUGCUAGAGCCAUGUAUUCUAUCUUUAAUGCCAUUAGCACGGAUGAAUUUCGUAGGAUAGCCACAUGUACUUCGGCUAAGGAGGCUUGGGAUAUCCUCCAAGUGACUCAUGAAGGUACUAAUGCUGUGAAAGUGUCCAAACUUCAAAUGUUAACCUCUAGGUUUGAGACAAUUAGGAUGGAGGAUCAUGAGAACUUUGGAGAGUUCUAUGCAAAACUGAUGGACAUUGUGAAUUCUAGUUUUAAUCUAGGUAAUAGAUCAUUCUUCACUAAUUUCACUGAAUUUGAUGGAGGAAAUGUGACUUUUGGUGAUGGCAAUGUUGCUAGUGUGAAAGGGAAAGGCACAAUUUGUGCUCCCGGGAUCCCUAACCUUGAAGAGGUUUUGUCAAGAGAGUGUGAUGAUGAUAGAAUUGAUGUGUCAAAAGAUAUUGAAGUGAUUGAAGAAAAAUCUGAAGAUGAAAAGUUAAGUGAAGAUGAAGAAAAAAAAGAUGAGCAAGGAAAGAAAGGAGAUAGGGGGAGAAUUGAGCCAUCAAAGAAAAAUAAGUCAAGGGUACCUAAGAACCAUCCUUUGAGCAAUGUGAUUGGGAACUAUGAGGAUAGCAUGGUAACAAGGAGACAAUCCAAGCUAAAUGAGGUAAGCUAUGUUUGCUAUACCUCCCAAAUUGAACCAAAAAAUGUUGAAGAAGCCUUGAAUGAUGAAGCUUGGGUAGAUGCUCUUCAUGAAGAGCUAAAUCAAUUUUCUAGAAAUGAUGUUUGGUUCUUAGUGCCUAGACCAAAAGAUGUGAAUGUCAUUGGAACAAAAUGGAUUUUCAAAAAUAAGAUGGAUGAAAAUGGUGUGAUUGUGAGAAAUAAAGCUAGGUUAGUUGCUCAAGGGUUCAAGCAAAUUGAGGGAAUUGAUUUUGAUGAAACCUUUGCUCCAGUUGCAAGACUUGAAUCCAUUCGAAUACUCUUAGCUGUAGCUUGUGUAUGGAAAUUUAAAUUGUUUCAAAUGGAUGUCAAGAGUGCCUUUCUAAAUGGGAUCCUUAAUGAAGAAGUGUAUGUGGAGCAACCCAAAGGGUUUCAAGACCCUAGGUAUCCAAAUCAUGUCUAUAGACUUAGAAAAGCUCUCUAUGGUUUAAAGCAAGCUCCUAGAGCUUGGCAUGAAAGACUCACAUCCUAUCUUCUUAAGAAAGGAUUCAUGAGAGGGGGAGUUGAUCGAACAUUGUUCAUUAGAAGAAAUGAUGAAGUGUUCUUGGUAGCACAAAUCUAUGUGGAUGACAUUGUGUUUGGCUCUACCUCCAAUGAGUGUGCUUUAGAUUUUGCCAAAGAAAUGAAAAGUGAGUUUGAGAUGAGCAUGGUAGGAGAAUUGACCUAUUUUCUUGGUUUCCAAGUGAAACAACUCAAGGAUGGGAUUUUCCUAUCCCAAUCCAAGUACGCAAGGGAACUUGUCAAAAAGUUUGGGCUUGAGUCAACUAAACAUUUUAGGACACCAAUGCCAACCAACCUAAAGCUAAGUAAGGAUGAAUCCGGGAAAGGGGUAGAGGAAACAUUGUAUAGGAGCAUGAUUGGUAGUCUCUUGUACCUCACUGCUAGUAGACCGGACAUAGCUUUUAGUGUUGGAGUGUGUGCUAGGUAUCAGGCAUGUCCUAAGGAAUCUCAUCUCAUAGCUCUUAAGCGUAUCAUUAGGUACAUUGCUGGUACUUUAGAGCUGGGUCUUUGGUAUCCAUUUGACACUCAUUCUGAUGUAGCUUGCUACACUGAUGCCGAUUGGGCUGGAAAUGUGGAUGAUAGAAAAAGCACUUCAGGUGGUUGUUUCUAUAUUGGAAAUUGUUUGGUUGCUUGGAUGAGUAAGAAGCAAAACUCUGUUUCGCUUUCCACAGCUGAAGCGGAAUACAUUGCUGCCGGUAGUUGUUGUUCCCAACUUUUGUGGAUCAAGCAAAUGUUGAGAGACUAUGGGAUUGAUCAAGGAACCAUGGUACUGUUUUGUGACAAUACUAGUGCAAUCAACAUCUCCAAGAACCCUGUUCUGCACUCUAGAACAAAACACAUUGAUAUUAGACAUCAUUUCAUUCGUGACUUAGUAGAAGACAAAGUGGUGUCAUUGGAAUAUGUUCCAACUGAGGGUCAAAUUGCUGAUAUUCUUACUAAACCUUUGGAUGUGUCUAGCCCUAGGGUUUUCGUUCCAGAGAAGAACCCUUCGUCUCUUCUAUUCGCCGUCGUUUGGUUCGUUCCGACCGUUGUCACCGGAAAUCUUCGCCGUGCACAGCUCUCAUUCUCAUUUCUGUCUGCUGUCGGCAUUUCGGUGUACUGUAAGCACAUCUUGUCUCAUUGUUUUUCUCUCUGUUUGUCGCCUGUUUGUCGCUGGACUGCAACUCCAUUUCCGUUAGUCGGCAUUCGUUCCAGUUUUUCUUGUGGUAUCACUGAUCUGAUAUCUUCCCCGUCAAAGGAUUGCUGA
Vitis vinifera (wine grape) is the source of this 2571-nucleotide messenger RNA. Its product is annotated as retrovirus-related Pol polyprotein from transposon RE1. The coding region runs from base 1 to 2571 and encodes 856 amino acids. NCBI's taxonomy places the organism in Eukaryota, Viridiplantae, Streptophyta, Magnoliopsida, Vitales, Vitaceae. The transcript has 4 exons. The record is from RefSeq and is a predicted model, not a curated record.